This is a messenger RNA of Stylonychia lemnae, 2259 nucleotides long. The record is from the annotation of a GenBank genome assembly. Lineage: Eukaryota; Ciliophora; Spirotrichea; Sporadotrichida; Oxytrichidae.
AUGGAGUAGCAAUUGAAAGGCAGUUAGGACACUCCGAUAAGGUAGCACAACUUUGGAAUUCUUGACAAUUCUUUUGCUCAUUAAGAUAAGAGUGGUCGAAGAAAAGUAACUUUAUCUAAUAGGUAUCUCUCAAAUUAGACCAAUCCAAGAAACGUCAGUCGUCCUUAAACAGCGCAGUAAUCUAAUAUGACAAAAGUCAAUCCAGAAGAUCUGCAGAUCCAGAUUGCUAAGAGAUCUAAGCUUAUUUACGGAGUAGAAGAUUAUAUGGCUUUCAAGAGAAAAUUAAAGAUGAAGGACUAGAUGAAAAAGACCUAUGAUGGGAGGAGUUCAAUGCAUAAUAGCUACCUAAUUGAAGAAGAUAAGCAAAACAAAUUUAUCAUUCCUCUAACAUCGACCUGGAAAAAAUACUUCAAUCUCUGGAUGGUAUUACUGGUCGGUUACAGCUGCUUUUCCACCGCUUUCUAUGUUGCAUUUGGGUAUCCAUCUAAUUAACUUGGUGUCUUAGUAGUGGACUAUUUCGUCCUUGCUUUCUUUAUCAUAGAUAUCAUUUUAGAUUCUCAGGAAAUAGUCAGUGAUCAGAAGAAAAUAGCGUUAAAGUAUGUUAAAAGCUAUCUCGUAAUUGAUUUGAUUGCUACAUUUCCUUACGAGUUGGUUACCAAUAACUACUACACAACCCUUUUUAGACUUUUCCGUCUAUUUAGAAUCCAUGAAGUUCUCGCCUUACUUGAUUUUUAGAAAAUAAGGCCAUUCAUUGAAUUUUUCUUUCAAGAGGACUCUAGAAAAAGAAGAAUUGUCGUUACCUUCUUUCUGAUGAAUAUAUUUUAAAUAUUUAGUUUAGUUCUUACUACUAUUACUAUUCUCUAUUUUCUAGGAUGUAUCUGGUAUAUUAUAAGUGACACUUUGAAUACUGAUUACAAUAUAAACAAUGACAUCUCUUAUGUAGAGACUUUUGGCCAAGAUUAGUAUACUAAUGACUAUGAAAGAUUUAUUACAAGUAGCUACUUCAUAAUAACAACACUAGCAGUUAUCGGAUAUGGAGAUCUAUAUCCAAAGACAAAUAUUGAGAAAAUAUUCGAUAUUUUAAUUAUGAUCUUAGGUGUUGCAUUUUUCUCGUAUAUUAUGGGGAAAUUCAUUAACAUUGUACAUGCAUUCGAUGAUCUUACUGAAGAGAAAGAUUAGUCAGCUUAAUAAUCCAUGAGUUCUAAUAUAGAUGUUCAUUAAUGGCUUAACUUACUUAAUAGAUUUACUAAGAAGAAGACUAUUAAGAGAACUUUGCAGAUUGAGAUAGACGAUCACUUUAAGCAUUAUUGGUAAAAUGAUAGAUUAGCUCAAAUUACAUCAAACACUGAAUUUCUUAAAGCAUUGCCAAGAGUUGUCAAAAAGAAUAUAAUGGUCUAAUUUCUUUACGAUGAUGUCUUCUAUAAAUUCAAGAAUUUCUUUAAAACUAGAAAAAAUCUUGAAUCAAAGUUUCUUUACGAUAUAUCAUUCAACUUAAAGCCAAGGCAAUUCUUCCCUGAAAGUCACAGAUGCAUCAUUUAUGACGAGGAAGAUGAAGUACCUGAGAUGUAUUUUAUUCAAAAAGGUCAGAUUGGAGUUGGAUUCUAUAUGUUCUCAAAGAAUCCGACUGAUUAAAGUUACAGAAUAGGCCUCUUGAUAAAUGAAGGUAGUUUUAUCUGUGAUUAUUAUGUUUGCCAAAAUAAGAAAUCUCAAUUUGUAUAUGCUGCUCAGAAAGAAGUUCAUGCAUUCUCUCUAUCAAAAAGAUACCUAUAAACCUAUAUCUUCGAUAAAUAUCCAGACAUUGCAGUAGAAAUCAAAGAGGAUUCUCUUCAUAAUUAUAAAGAAAACAUCAUGAAUAAAAUGAUAAAGUUGAGGCAAGAGCAUUUAGAGGAGGUAAAUAAAAUAUCUACCUACAAAAUGAUUAACGUCUAGCAAAGAGAAGACUUUAAUCAUGAUGAUUUAGAGUCAAGUCUAACUCUUUCAGAUAAAUCUAAGAACGAUAUAAAUUUCAUGCUUUAGAGAAGAAUUAUGGUUAUUUAAGAUGAGAUGCAAAGGCUAAACAAAAAUUUGAAGGAUUUUGUUCAAUCAAUCGAUGUUGAAUAUGCUAAAUUCUUAAAUAACAUUCAAACUCUCCAUCAAGCUUAAACUAGGCUGAGAUCUUACAGUUUUAAGAACCCUGUACACCAAAAUUCAACUAUUAACAACAGCAAAUGGGCAUCAUCUAUAAAUGCUGAUUUAAGAUAAAACAAGAAACAUGCUUGA